UCUGCAUGACUAGAAAAAAAAGACUAUAUAUAGUUGUACAAGCAACUGACAGGGAUUUAGUCAUAAUAAGUAUUAACAAAUCUCAAAGUAUGAAGAUAUGUCAAAAUAUUUCUUUACACGGAGAAUGAGUUGUAUGAAAUGAGGCUUAAUGUGGCCUAAUAAAUGUGUGUUAUCUGGCUAACUAAAACAUGACAUAACGGAUUUACAAAAACAGAGCAAGUUUAACAAGUGCAGUUCAUGAGUUUUUCAAAUUUGAAGGUUGAGAUCGACUUUGUUAAAAUAGAUCGUAGUGACACUUACAAAUGGAUAUUUCCGUCUUCAUUUGACGUCGGUGCCAGUUUAACACUAUAUGUCACAAUUCCAAUUUCCUUUAAUUCAAUUGAAAUGAACAUCGCUGAUACCAUCAAAGAGAACCUCGGCGUCACUGAUUCUGAUCCGGAAAUCGUGUUGAACCAUUUAAAGUUUCAACAUAACACGGGAAUAGUAAACUAUUUCAAGAAUGGAUGGGGGAGUGCUGGUUCUUCUGUUACACCACAACCAAUAACGAAUGGAAAUACUCACGCCAUAACGUUCGAAGCACAUGCAGAUUUUAUCAGGGUAUGAAACAUU
Molecule: messenger RNA, 609 nt
Organism: Mercenaria mercenaria
Lineage: Eukaryota; Metazoa; Mollusca; Bivalvia; Venerida; Veneridae
Exons: 3
Coding region: 238-603 (121 amino acids)
Source: RefSeq, a predicted model, not a curated record